Messenger RNA from Colletotrichum phormii, 1721 nucleotides. Its product is annotated as proline dehydrogenase. NCBI's taxonomy places the organism in Eukaryota, Fungi, Ascomycota, Sordariomycetes, Glomerellales, Glomerellaceae. Gene Ontology annotation, molecular function: FAD binding; proline dehydrogenase activity. The record is from RefSeq and is a predicted model, not a curated record. Gene Ontology annotation, cellular component: mitochondrion. The transcript has 2 exons. Bases 73 to 1524 code for a protein of 483 amino acids.
AACCCUGCAACCAUCAUAUCCCCCAUCACACCAUAACCAGAGACACAACACUGCCCCUGCGCCAAAAAAAAAAUGAAGUCCUCUUUGGGACUCUUUGCCGCCAGGCGGCCGUGGGGUACCACGAUAGCCGUCAGAUCGGAUAAGCGCGCCUACGGCAAGCCAACAAAGCCAAGACAGUCCCUCGGCGCCGCCAACUCACCACACGUCACAAUAAACGACGCAACUCCCUUGACAUUGAAGCCAGCUCUGACAACGACAAAGACAAAGAGGAAGCCCGUCGAUGGGUUCCCAUUGUCCGGCAUGCCAACAGGCACGCUCCUACGGUCUCUCCUCGUCACCACAAUCUCCUCCAACCGCUUCCUCCUCAUCCCCGCACUGAAAAUCUUAUCUUUCCUCGCCAAGCCGGGCCGGACGAUCUUCUUCGAUGUCGACCGCAACCCCGUCUUGCACAAGAUUCUCCGAAAGACUUUUUAUGAUCAAUUUUGUACUGGUGAGACGGCACAGGAGACCAAGGCGUGUGUGCAAAGUCUCAAGGACUUGGGGUUCAGGGGUGUGAUUCUUACGUAUGCUAAGGAGACUGUGUUUGAUCACUUGACGCAGUCUUCUGUUGAGCAUGGGAAGCUUGUUGGUGCGUCGGCGGAUGGGUUUGAUGAGGAUAUUGAGUCGUGGAAGAAGGGUACUCUUGAGACUGCUGCGCAGAUCGAGGAGGGUGACUACUUGGCCAUCAAGCUGACUGGUGCCGGCCGUGCCGUCACUACCUCAUUUGCAAACAAUGAGCUACCGCCACAGCAAAUGCAAAACGCCCUGACUGAUAUUGCGACGAUAUGCAAGCAGCGUGGUAUCAAGAUCAUUGUCGAUGCCGAAUCAACUCACUUCCAAAAGACCAUCGACAGGGUAACACUCGAACUCAUGCGUCGCUUCAACACGAAUGGAGUUGCGUCUAUCUACAACACUUACCAGGCCUACCUUAAGCACACACCCGAUAACAUCACGAACCACCUCACCGAAGCUGACAAGGACGGAUUCACCCUCGGACUCAAGCUUGUUAGGGGAGCCUAUAUCCUCUCUGACAACAGAUCAAUGAUUCAUGACACAAAAGAGGACACCGACCACGCGUAUAACUACAUCUCUCAAGGGGCCGUGAAGCGCAGCAUCGGCGAGUUUGGCACAUCAAAGGCUUUCCCGUCAGUCGACCUAUUCCUGGCAAGUCACAACAAGGAGAGCCUCUUCGCCUCCUUGAAGCUACACCAAGACCGCGUCAAGAACGGCAUCCCCACCGUUCCGAUAUCGUUUGGCCAGCUCCAUGGCAUGUCGGAUCAAGUCAGCUUCUCGUUGCUGCAGACGAAGAGCGAAGAAAGCCCUGCUGUGUUCAAGUGCUCUACUUGGGGCACUAUGAGCGAGUGCUUGGCGUACUUGCUUCGCAGGGCUGUGGAGAACCGGGAUGCGGUGUUGAGGACGACUGAUGAGCAUACUGCUGUGAAGAGCGAAUGCUGGAGGCGGAUGAAGUCAGUGUUUGCGGCUUGAUGUGGAUUGGGAAUUGAUGGUCUGGGCCGUACAGACGGCCCCUCCAACUACUGACACCCAGAGGAAUUGUAGGCCAUACCCACCAACUUCCUCCUUCCAUACACAUACGCAAUUCAAUGCCAUAUUAUUGAGCUUCGUACUGACUUAAGGCUUGCCCUUCUAACGUGUAUACCAACAGGAAUGGUAUAAUAUCAAUG